Oldenlandia corymbosa var. corymbosa is the source of this 498-nucleotide messenger RNA. NCBI's taxonomy places the organism in Eukaryota, Viridiplantae, Streptophyta, Magnoliopsida, Gentianales, Rubiaceae. The record is from the annotation of a GenBank genome assembly.
AUGCCACACCAGGUUCUAGUUAUAGAACAGCGGAACCCCAAGAAGUUGGGGCACAACCAGACUAGAAGCAACAAGUACAAUCGCAAAGGCUUCGGACACAAAGAAGAGACUCUUCAACUCAUGAAUCGGGAUUACACCAGUAAGAUGAUAAAGACACUGAAGGAGAAUGGAUUUGAGUACACAUGGGGGGUUAAUGUUACGGUGAGACUAGCAGAAGCCUAUGGUUUUUGUUGGGGUGUCGAAAGAACUGUCCAGAUCGCUUAUGAAGCCAGGAAACAGUUUCCGGCUCAUAAAAUAUGGCUCACCAAUGAAAUUCUCCACAGCCCUCUCAUCACUGAGGAGUGGCAAGAUGCGCUGUACAAGCUGCUUGAACAACCGGUAGGUAAAUCUUAUGCUGGUUGUUGGAGCUUGGAAUUUCCAGUAACACUACCGAGUUACAAAGAAUCGUGGAGGAACAUGGAAUUCCAUCAUCUUGGAUUGAUACUGAGAAGCGAAUAG